GCUCCAGUUACGUCCCCUCCCCCAGUUUUGCAGUCUCAGUAGCAGCCAGUGCGGCUCUGUGAUCAUUAGCGAGUGGAGCACCGGCGGGAGGGCUGCAGUAACAGCAAACAUUCGCCUCACUAAGCCGGGGCUGGGAAGCUGCUGGACAGUGUUUACUGGGGCACAGAAAUGAGGUGCAAUUCUGACUCGAGAAGACCAAAUUGAGCAAGAGCAGAUCUUUGGUUACAUUGAAAAACACCCUAAAGCUCCACAUGGCCGGUUUCCAGCCAGUUUGUCAGACGGUUACUUCUACUGAAGCCUUGAACUCUAAAGCACAUUGCCGUCAGAGUUUCUUCACAUUUGCCCGAUAAUUUUGGCCUCCAGGAGCUAAUGGCACUCACGUCCUAACACAGUCUAAUCUCUCAACUGUCUCACAUCUGCUGAGGGGGCUGUCUCUUCAGUCGCCAGAUGAGAAGCAGAGUUGCAGGUUUCCUUUCAGAGUACAAUGCUUUUUGGCAUGGCUUUUAAUGCUCUCUGUUUGGCCUUGUGUAUUGCACUUGGGGCUGCAGAAUUUGGACCAGCACCGAGGAUCACAUGGCACCUUAAAGAAAUCAAUUUGAUGCAUUUUCAUGUGCCGGGCAUUUCCAGUUAUUCCACUUUAUUGCUUAGUGAAGAAAAGGAUGUUCUUUAUGUUGGUGCCCGAGAAGCUAUCUUUGCUGUCAGUUCACUGAAUGUUGCAGAGAAGCUAAACGAGGCUUACUGGAAAGUAACUGACGAAAAAAAUAACGAGUGUGCCUGGAAAGGAAAGUCGAAGCAGACUGAGUGCCUCAACUACAUUCGAGUGAUCCAGCCUCUGAAUGACAAGACUCUGUAUGUCUGCGGAACCAAUGCCUUCCAGCCUACCUGCGACUAUCUGGACUUAACUGACUUUCGGUUGUUGGGUAAAAGUGAAGAUGGUAAAGGCAGAUGCCCCUUUGAUCCUGCACAAAGCUAUACUUCUGUCAUGGUUGAUGGAGAACUUUAUUCUGGGACCUCCUUUAAUUUUCUGGGAAGCGAGCCUAUUAUAUUUCGACACUCCCCUCAAAGUCAAUUAAGAACAGAAUAUGCUGUGCCUUGGCUUAAUGAGCCAAGCUUUGUGUAUGCUGAUGUGAUCAGGGCUCCCGCAAACAAUCUCCAGGGAGAUGAUGAUAAAGUGUAUUUUUUCUUCACUGAAGUGUCUGUUGAAUAUGAAUUUUUUAGUAAGGUUCUAAUUCCAAGAGUGGCCCGAGUGUGCAAGGGGGACCAAGGUGGGCUGAGGACUUUACAAAAGAAAUGGACUUCGUUUCUUAAAGCCAAACUCAUAUGUCAUUCAUCGGAAAAUAAUUUGAUUUUUAAUGUUGUCAAUGAUGUAUUUAUCCUGAAACAUCCAGACUUAACAGAACCAAAGAUCUAUGGCGUUUUCACCUCUCAUUUAAACAAUGUUGGUUUAUCUGCAGUGUGCGCUUACAAUGUGUCUUCUGUGGAAGAGGUGUUUGCCAAAGGGAAAUAUAUGCACAGUGCCACUGUGGAACAGUCUAACACCAAGUGGGUGCGCUAUAAUGGAGAGGUCCCGAAACCUCGACCCGGAGCUUGCAUUAACAAUGAAGCCAGGGCAAUGAAUUACACAAGCUCCCUUAAUCUGCCAGACAUGACUCUUCAGUUUGUCAAGGAUCACCCCCUGAUGGACGACUCUGUGACCCCGGUCGGCAAUAAACCAAAGCUUGUGCUUCGAAAGGUCAUUUAUACCCAGAUUGUGGUGGACAGGGUUAAAGCGCUUGAUGGCAACAGCUACGAAGUCAUGUUUCUCAGUACAGAUAAAGGCAUGCUGCACAAGGCUGUCAGUCAAGACACAGAAAUGCGAAUUAUAGAGGAAAUUGUGCUGUUCCCACAUCUACAACCAGUGCAGAACUUGCUGCUUUCUAACAAGGAGGGGAAAAAGUUUAUUUACGCAGGCUCCGAUACUGGGGUAGUCCAGUCUCCCCUUGCUUUCUGUGAAAAGUUCACAUCCUGUAAAGACUGCAUUCUGACCAGGGAUCCAUAUUGUGCUUGGCACCCCGUGAAGCACUCUUGUGUUAACAUUCUUCAGGAGAGUAAUGCGGACGAGAGCUUGGUCCAACAGUUAAAUGGAGAUGCAUCUCAGUGUCCAGAUUCUGAUGAAAUCCAGAACAGUAUGAAGCACACUGUGAAGUCGGGAAGCACGGUGGAACUGAAGUGCUCUCAAAAAUCUAAGCUCGCCUCUCUGGUGUGGCAAUUUAAUAAGAAAGCCCUGAAGACUGAACUGCCCAAAUAUCAUCCCCUAGAACACGCUCUAGUCAUCUUCAGUGUCACCGAGCGCGACUCUGGUAUUUACGAGUGCAUAUCCCAAGAGGAGGUGGGGGAUAUAAAGGUUUCCCAAGUGCUGCUAAAACAUGAGGUAGAACUAGAAAAGGUGCCCGCUACUUUGGAGAGCACUACCCAUCUAUACACAGAGCCUGAAGCUAAAUCUCAAACAACCACCAUGUCCACCAAGGUCCUUGAAUUGUCUACACGGAAGAAAACGACCGCUCAGAUUUUAACAACUCCUGUUGCCGUUACAGGCGUGAGCACUAGGUUACUAGAAAGCACAACCGCAUUAACUGAAAUGCACAGUAAAGUUCCUGAGGUUCAGAUGGAGAAGGCGAUGUACUUGACAAAGCCAAGUGACUGUUCUCUUCUCAUCUGCCUGGUGCUGCUGUUCGCGCUAUUGUUUCUGAUUCUGUUGGCUUAUAAUUGUUACAAGGGAUUCCUCCCUAACUGGUGCCUACCCAUCCGCACUCUUCUGUUCUCCGGCAAGCAAAAAACCCCACCCGAUUAUUCAGACUGUGAACAAGGCGUAAAGGAAAACUUAGUGGACUCCAAGUGUAGCCCCAGUCAGUUUGAGGAUACACAAAAGAUUCCUCAUGACACCGGCUACGAGACAGAACUGGACUGUGGGAAUGGCACCGUCCCACAGGCAGUGAAACCCGACGAGAGCGGAACCGACCAACCGUUUGACGUAAAAUGUGAUCUCAAAUAUGCAGAUUCUGACGGAGACUGAGGGCUCUUUUUUUGUUCAUUUUUAAGAAGACCAAUUUUAUGCUGUAGACCUGCUGAACUGCCUAUAAAAAAGGGACCAUGCAGUCAAGCUUCAAUCCAUUCUGUGAAAGAAAUAGUCCUUUUCGCUUUAAAUAUCCCAAUUUUUAGCAGCAAUUGAAAAUGUAGCAUAGGUUGCAGGCAGACAUGUUCCUUCUGUUUGGAUUAUUUUUUUAAUAUCCAAGUUUUAGUCUGUUGUUUGUUUUUAUGUUGAUGAUAAUUAAUGCAAAGGGCUGAUCCAGCAUUAACAGCAUUUCACCUCUUGCUGCAACUUAUUUUUAAAUGAAUUCCAAAUUGGAAACAAAUCUUAGUUUAUCAGAUUGGUAAGGAGCUUGUAGACAAAACCCUAAUAGGGUCCGAUCUUUUUCUUUUAGUGCUUCACUGUGCACUUUUUUUCCAGCAGGCAACGCGACUGGUAGAGAAAUGCUUCCCGCUCUUGCUCGUGUUUGUAGGGCCUAUAAGGUAUUAAACACUGGUUCUUUUAUUUCUGCUUAGGAGCAGGUCUGGCUACUUUCUGUUUAUUUCUCAGGGAAAGGCAACUUCUCCGGUUACUUUGUUUUUCUACAGUAAAAUAUAUAUAUAUAUACCACGGGACCUUUUCUAGAAAGAGACUGGAUUUUAAAAGGACAGUGGCUUAAUAAAACCCUUUCACGGUACGUUGAAUGUUGCACAGAAAUAUUCCAUGUUUAUUGAUAAAAUAGGAUUUAUGUGGAAAGAAUAGCUAUCCAAACUGUGUCACUAUGAAAUAUUUGCACAACGGAACAAGAUAAUAUGCUGAACACAUUCCCUGCCAUUCCUUUAUGAGCUUUCUCUUUAUAUACAUUGAGCCACAUGAAACAUGUUACUGGAAUGAUCACCUGAGCCAAGGCAACAAUAAUAUCCCUGCAAAAAUCUCAUCUUAAUUUCUGCUUGUCUUACCACUGGAAGAAACCUGCAGGGUGCAACCGGCCUGUGAAUUAAAGGCACCCCUUGCUGUAUUACACACUCCUUAGCCCCCCUCGUAUUUAUGCAAGUGACCGCCUUAUUUGUUUUUAAGAAGAAGGAGAAAAAAAAAAACACUGUAAUGUUAACUGUGGAUGCUUCCUUAAAAGAGUUGAAUUUUUAUUUUUCUAUUGUUCAUUCUGUAUAGAUGUAAAAAUCUUAAUAAAGUAUUAUGUUAUUGGUU
Xenopus laevis (African clawed frog) is the source of this 4252-nucleotide messenger RNA. It is a transcript of the gene sema4d.L, whose product is annotated as semaphorin 4D L homeolog. Lineage: Eukaryota; Metazoa; Chordata; Amphibia; Anura; Pipidae. Gene Ontology annotation, biological process: neural crest cell migration; semaphorin-plexin signaling pathway; negative regulation of transcription by RNA polymerase II. Gene Ontology annotation, cellular component: plasma membrane; membrane; extracellular region. The record is from RefSeq and is a predicted model, not a curated record. The transcript has 17 exons. Gene Ontology annotation, molecular function: chemorepellent activity; semaphorin receptor binding. Bases 485 to 3052 code for a protein of 855 amino acids.